AUGCUUGCCACAUGGCCAGACGCUGCAGAGCGUCAAGUCCAAGUUACCCCACUGGAUGAUGAUAUCAAUACAUAUCUGCACAUCGUCCAACAACUUCGCACGCGCCGCAAUACCCUCAUGCCGGCCUGUUGCCUGUUACCUGAAGUCCUUUCCGAGAUCUUCAGCUAUCUCGUACCCAUCCGCGUUCACGACAAUCAUGACAUCAUCGCUGUAACGCACGUCUGCCGCUGUUGGCGGGAUGUGGCCUUAGCAUUCCCCCAUCUUUGGUCGCACAUCCACUCAAGAUUAUCCUCCUCGUCACAGAUUUCUCUCGCUGAGAUGAUGUAUGAAAGAGCCGCAGAUGCGGUCCUUACCAUUGAGGUAGACGCAGACGACACAGAUGAACGCAUUCAUCUCAUCGAGGAGCUAGCCCGCCAGCUUCAUCGGACACACGUGUUCAAACUGGAGCCCUCGAGAGGGCAGUACCCCGGCUUCGUGGAGAACCUCGUCGUAGACUGUCCCAUUCUAGAAAGCUUUUGGAUCUGUGUGGGUGGUUCUAGGUCAGAUUCAGAUGUCCUCCUCCCAAACGGCAUGUUCAGAAAUGCUUCGAGGCUACAAAUGCUACACCUCUCAGGCUGCGCUCUUCAUUGGGAUUCGUUGGCUCUCAACGGGCUGACUUGUCUUGAACUCUCUCAUCUGAGAGAGCUCGCUCCAGCUCCGAGUGAGCUUUUGGGCCUUCUGGAGGGUAAUUCUGCCCUUCAAGAUCUCGAGCUCGUCGACGUGUUGGCCAAAUUUUGGCUUACACCGUCAUCAUGGAACGCUGACGUGGCAAUCAAUCUCCCUAACCUCCGACAUCUUGCUUUGUCCGACAUAACAUUCAUUCAAUAUGCCCACUUUCUGUCACGCCUCAACGUCCCUCCAGAGACUCACAUUACGUUGGACAUCACUAUCCCUGAAGGCCGAUCACCCAACAGCCUAAUGCUCUUUCCCGCAAGGGUCCUCACCCCUUAUCGUGAUGACCCGGGGAUCGCCUAUUCUGUGUCUAUCGAGCACGGGUAUCGCACUGACAUCGACAUAGCACCACUCAUUGAAUCCAACUGCCCCCAGUGCUCGUACCAGACCUGCCGAAGCCACCUUGACGCCACCUUUCGCUACUCCGGUUCUGACCGUGACCAUUCGGCAUACAGCCCUUUCACGUCACUGUGCAGUGGAAGUCCUCUUUUCUCCAUCCAGAAAUUGACCAUAGAUACUGGCGACGAGCAGCCAUUUGGAGCCAUCCUUUGGCGCGAUGUAUUCCUGGCGCUUCCUAAUCUCACGUUUCUCGAUAUAAGCGUUGAAGAGGACAAUUUAACGCGAGCGUUGGAUGCGCUCGCCCCCGGCGAGAGUCUCCGACCUCUUCCACAACUGGAAGAGCUUGUGCUUUGUCCGGCAUCGGGGCAUCAGGGAGGCGCCGAGAACCUUGCAGAUGCGUUGGAAAAACGUGCGAAAGCGGGACUGCAUCUCAAGUCUCUCACCAAUCGUGGAAUUGAGCUGUCUCGAUCCGUGAUUGUGCGGGUGCGGUGGAUGGUCGUUGGUAUCUUAUCAGGGUUUGACUAGUCAAAUUUAUGUGUGUAGAUGAUUGAAAUAACUUUGCGUUGUUCGUGGACAUUGUCUACUAAUAGCAAUAUCGUGUCACAUAGACUUGUAACAUUAGAUUUGAUGCAAG
Molecule: messenger RNA, 1684 nt
Organism: Coniophora puteana RWD-64-598 SS2
Lineage: Eukaryota; Fungi; Basidiomycota; Agaricomycetes; Boletales; Coniophoraceae
Exons: 1
Coding region: 1-1575 (524 amino acids)
Molecular function (GO): protein binding
Source: RefSeq, a predicted model, not a curated record